This is a messenger RNA of Mustela lutreola (European mink), 4220 nucleotides long. RefSeq names its product ATPase 13A5 (gene ATP13A5). Gene Ontology annotation, biological process: intracellular calcium ion homeostasis; polyamine transmembrane transport. Gene Ontology annotation, molecular function: ATPase-coupled monoatomic cation transmembrane transporter activity; P-type ion transporter activity; ATP hydrolysis activity. The transcript is spliced from 30 exons. Bases 173 to 3772 code for a protein of 1199 amino acids. Gene Ontology annotation, cellular component: late endosome membrane. NCBI's taxonomy places the organism in Eukaryota, Metazoa, Chordata, Mammalia, Carnivora, Mustelidae. The record is from RefSeq and is a predicted model, not a curated record.
GCUGAUGAGAGUAUUUCCUCUCUUCUCUUUGUUAGCCUGAUAGGUGAAGUAUGUGCUAGGAGAUUUUAAAAGCACCUAAGAACAGCAGUGACAAGUAGUGACUGUUCUGCGUUCCCAUAGCCCCAACUGGUAUUGAUUUUCCUCAAAGAAUUAUCCUGGAGGUCUUGUUUAGAUGGAAGAGAAGAGUAAAGACCACCGGGGUUUGCUCAACCAAGGAGAGGAGAAUGAACUGGAGGUGUUUGGUUACCGGACCCAGAAUCUCCGCAGAGCCCUCUGCCUUAUAGCCUCCGUGCUUACCUGUGGGGUUCUUCUGCUUGUGUUCUACUGGAAGCCCCAGUGGAGGGUGUGGGCCAAUUGCAUCCCAUGCCCUUUGCAAGAAGCAGACACUGUUUUGCUAAAAACAACGGAUGAAUUUCAAAGAUAUAUGAGGAAGAAAGUUAUAUGCCUCUAUUUAUCCACACUAAAGUUCCCUAUAAGCAAGAAUCCAGAAGAACCCGUGGUGGCUGACCGCCACUCUGUCAUUAACCAAGCCGUAUUGAAGCCAGAAUUAAAACUGCGAUGUAUCCAAGUGCAGAAAAUCAGGUACGUUUGGAAUUACUUGGAGAGGAGGUUUCAGAAAGUCGGGCUACUGGAAGACAGCAACUCCUGCCACGACAUCCAUCACACAUUUGGAUUGGGCCUGACCAGCGAAGAACAAGAGGUCAGAAGAUUAGUGUGCGGGCCCAAUGCCAUUGAGGUAGAAAUCCAGCCUAUAUGGAAGCUGCUUGUUAAACAGGUUUUAAAUCCAUUCUACGUGUUCCAAGCCUUUACCCUAACUUUGUGGCUGUCUCAAGGUUACGUAGAAUACUCUGUGGCCAUCAUCAUCUUGUCUGUUCUCUCCAUUGUCUUAAGUGUGUAUGAUUUGCGACAGCAAUCAGUCAAGCUGCACAACCUUGUGGAGGAUCACAACAAAGUCCAGGUUACGGUCACGGUAAAGGGCACAGGAAAAUUCUCAUUGCCUUGUGAUGCUAUUCUGAUUGAUGGAAGCUGUGUGGUGAAUGAAGGCAUGCUCACAGGAGAAAGUAUACCUGUCACAAAGACACCAUUGCCCCGUGUGGACAGCACCAUGGCCUGGAAAUCCCACAGCUUGGAAGAUUAUCGGAAGCAUGUCCUUUUCUGUGGGACAGACGUUAUCCAGGUCAAGCCGUCUGGGCAGGGGCCAGUGAGAGCAGUUGUCUUGCAAACAGGUUACAAUACUGCCAAAGGGGACUUGGUAAGAUCCAUCCUCUACCCUCGGCCUCUGAACUUCAAACUAUACAAUGAUGCCUUCAAGUUCAUAGUGUUCCUGGCCUGCCUUGGAGUAGUGGGUUUCUUCUAUGCCCUUGGUGUAUAUAUGUACCAUGGAGCUUCUUCAAGAGAUACCACAACCAUGGCCCUGCUCCUCUUCACCGUUACUGUCCCUCCUGUGCUGCCAGCUGCCCUGACCACAGGCAUCGUGUAUGCACAAAAGAGGCUGAAGAAAAAGAAAAUCUUCUGUAUCUCCCCACAGAGAAUCAAUAUGUGUGGGCAAAUAAACCUCGUGUGCUUUGACAAAACUGGCACCCUUACGGAAGAUGGGCUGGACCUCUGGGGGACUGUCCCAACUGUUGACAACUGUUUUCAAGAAGUCCACAGCUUUGCCUCAGGCAAGACUUUGCCAUGGAGCCCGCUGUGUGCCGCCAUGGCCAGCUGCCACUCUCUGAUCCUUCUCGACGGGACCAUCCAGGGAGACCCACUGGACCUCAAAAUGUUUGAGGGCUCUGCCUGGAUAAUGGAAGAUUGCAAUGCAGACUAUGGCAAAUUUGGGAUGUCAGAUUCAAACAUUGUAAUAAAACCAGGACCAAAAGCCAGUUGGAGUCCUGUGGAAGCCAUAGCCAUCUUGCGCCAGUUUCCAUUCUCCUCAAGUCUGCAGAGGAUGUCUGUGGUCACUCAGGUGGCCGGGGAGGAUCACUUCCAUGUCUACAUGAAGGGUGCCCCAGAGAUGCUGGCCAAGUUCUGCAAGCCUGAAACAGUACCCAAAGAUUUCCCACAGAAACUGAGGAAUUAUACAGUACAAGGCUUCCGUGUUAUUGCUCUUGCCCAUAAAGACUUGAAGAUGGAGAAGCUUUCAGAAUUACAGAAUUUAGCCCGAGAGAAAGCAGAGUCAGAGUUGACAUUUCUGGGACUUCUCAUAAUGGAGAAUCGCUUGAAAAAGGAAACGAAACCAGUCUUGAAGGAACUGAGUGAAGCCCGCAUCAGGACGGUGAUGAUUACUGGUGACAACCUUCAAACAGCUAUUACUGUGGCAAAGAAUUCUGAAAUGAUUCCUAGAGGAAGCCAGGUGAUCCUUGUUGAAGCCAAUGAACCAGAAGAUUUUGUUCCUGCCUCUGUGACUUGGCAACUGGUCGAGAACCAAGAGAAUGGCCUGAGGAAGAAUGAAACAUACCUUAACAUUGGGAACAGUUCAAUGCCUGAUGGAGCAAGAGGGAGCUGUUACCAUUUUGCAAUGAGUGGGAAAUCAUACCAAGUGAUAUUUCAGCAUUUCAACAGCUUGCUUCCAAAAAUUCUGGUGAAUGGAACCAUUUUUGCAAGAAUGUCGCCUGGACAGAAAUCUAGUCUUAUUGAAGAAUUUCAGAAAUUAAAUUACUAUGUGGCCAUGUGUGGAGAUGGGGCUAAUGACUGUGGGGCUUUGAAAAUGGCUCACGCAGGCAUUUCGCUGUCAGAGCAGGAAGCAUCUGUGGCCUCCCAUUUCACCUCGAAAAUAGCCAACAUCAAGUGUGUGCCUCAGCUCAUCAAAGAAGGCCGAGCUGCUCUGGUUUCAUCCUUCGGGGUAUUUAAAUACUUGACCAUGUACGGCAUAAUCCAGUUUAUUGGUACUUCACUGCUCUAUUGGCAACUACAGCUCUUUGGGAAUUACCAGUACCUCAUGCAAGAUGUAGCCAUUACUUUGAUGGUCUGUUUAACAAUGAGUUCAACUCAUGCCUACCCAAAGCUGGCUUCUUACCGACCAGCAGGACAGCUCCUUUCUCCACCUUUGCUGCUCUCAGUCUUUUUGAACACCUGUUUCACCUGCAUUGUGCAAAUCUGUGCAUUUCUCUAUGUGAAGCAGCAGCCCUGGUAUUGUGAGGUCUACAGAUACAGUAAGUGCUUUCUGGACAACCAAAGUAAUUUCUCAACGAAUGUGAGUUUGGAGAGAAAUGGGACUGGAAAUGCGACUCUGAUUCCUGGUUCAAUUUUAAGUUUUGAGAGUACCACACUGUGGCCCAUCGCCACCAUCAACUGCAUCACGGUGGCGUUUAUCUUUUCUAAGGGAAAGCCAUUUCGAAAACCCAUCUACACAAACUAUAUAUUUUCAUUUCUGCUGAUGUCUGCCUUGGGUCUCACAGUUUUCAUUCUGUUUUCUGACUUUCAAGAUAUAUAUCAUGGAAUGGAGCUCAUCCCAACCCUGACAUCAUGGAGGGUUUCAGUUUUGGUGGUAGCCCUCAUCCAGUUCUGUGUGGCCUUCUUUGUAGAGGAUGUCAUCCUUCAAAACCAAAAGCUCUGGCUAUGGAUCAAAAAAGAAUUUGGAUUCUCUUCUAAAAGUCAAUAUAAAAACUGGCAAAAAAGGCUGGCAGAAGAUCCCACCUGGCCUCCUACACACAGAACAGAUUAUUCAGGUGAUGGCAAAAAUGGAUUCUACAUCAACCUCGGCUAUGAGGACCAUGAACAGAUUCCAAGAGCAAAACUCGAAAUGGGAGGCCAAAGCACAGAACAGCAUUUUUGGACGAGGCUGUAAUCAGAAUUGUUGUACUUGCUUCACAGCAUCUCCUUGUUCCCUGAAACUAAACCAUUAUGGAAAAUGGAUCAUAGUCUAUCCUUAUCUUUUCUCUCUCCAUUGGAUGAUUCAAAGGGUGUUUCUCAAUGUACUGAACCUUGCAAAAGAGAACUUUAAAUAUGAUUAUUUGGACUGUAUUCUCUCCUAUUGAGGAAAAAAAAAUGCACUUCCUGGAUUACCUUUUUUUUUUUUUUCCCACUCCUAAUAAACUAGUCACAUUGCAUAGCAUUAUCCUGGCUAAAAUGCACAAGUUUUCAUGGUAGUGAAAUUAGGAGUAUGAACAUUGGUAGAACAAAGGAAAAUUGAAGACCAGUUUAAUGUUUGAAAGUUUCAAUAAUAUAUUUUUAUUUGCACCUCCAGAAAUAAAAGAAUUUGGGGGAAAAGCCUUUCUCUCAAUAAAUCAUCAUAA